AUGGCUGUGUUGGGUAAUAAACUCAUUGAGUUAUUUAAAGAUCAGCUUUACUGCGAUGUGAAUAUUAAACUCAGGGAUGGGGCAAUUCAAGCUCAUAGAGUGGUGUUGAUUUUGGGUUCCGAUUGGUUUGCAGCAAGACUCAGUGAGAAUUGGGAGUCGGCAUCCAAAGAUAUAACUUGCAAUGUUCACUCAACAGCGGUGAUGAAAUCAAUGAUUGAGUUUUUGUACUCCUCUUAUAUUGAAACCUCAGUUGAAAAUGUUGAAGAAAUAUACCAAGUUGCGGAUUACUAUGGUGUCAAAGAAUUGCUUCAGAGGUGCAUUGAUUUCAUGCAAGACAGCAUAUCCCUGAAGAAUUCCCUAAAAAUGCUUCUAAUUGCCCACAACAACGAAAUCACUUCAACGAAGGCUCAAUGUCUUCAGUUUGUCGAUAAUCACAUUGAAGACCUUUUCCAGUCAGCAUCAGAGGAUUUUCUUGAUUUGCCCUUAGGUCUUUUGAAAGACAUUAUUAGAAGAGACAGUCUUUGUGUCCACGAAGAAGUUCUCUUUGAAAACAUCAACCUGUGGGUAAGCAUGGCUGGUGAGGAACAUAGAAGGGUCGCGUUAUGGAAGGAAGUGAUUCCGGAUGUGAGGUUUGGACGGAUGUCCAUGGAUUUCUUCCUCGACCACAUCUUGACCAAGUCUGUACUUGAGGAUGCCUUCUCACUCCUUGUUCUUCGUCAUCUAUCCACAUUAGACGAUGCACUCCCUCUACAGUACACUAGAAAGAGACAGAAUACAACAUGCAAUGAUAUAGUGGUGAACCGAUUCAGGAAUAUCAGUCAUGAGAGUACAUGGGUGGUUGAUGAUUCUCUAGAUGGGGACAGAAUUUCAUUCACUGUAAACCUUGACAACAUGAAACUUAAGGGUCUUCUUGUGUAUGGUAGGGCAGGGGCAUAUGGCAUCUUUUCUGUUCUACUUUACACCAACCACAGCCAAACACUUUUGUGUAAAACACAGGUAAAGGAACAAUGCUCUGAUGAACUCAGCAUUCUCAUUCUCUUCCCCAAACCAGUGUUCCUGUUAAGAGACACAGAGUACACUGCAGUGUUAAGAAUCAAUGGUGGUCCAACAAGCUAUGGAGUUGGGGGUCUCCACAGUGCUUCAUUUGCCGUGGACGAAAACACUAAUCUUACAGUGAAGUUUUCAACAGCAGUCGGGGGAAACACAAAUGUAAACAAUGGACAAAUCAAGGGGCUAAUAUUUAAGAAAGCGUAA
Molecule: messenger RNA, 1254 nt
Organism: Saccostrea cuccullata (small rock oyster)
Lineage: Eukaryota; Metazoa; Mollusca; Bivalvia; Ostreida; Ostreidae
Product: BTB/POZ domain-containing protein 2-like
Exons: 1
Coding region: 1-1254 (417 amino acids)
Biological process (GO): neurogenesis
Cellular component (GO): cytosol
Molecular function (GO): protein binding
Source: RefSeq, a predicted model, not a curated record